AUGACGUCGCUGACCCUCAGAGAGAUUGGGGUCACUAACGACGUCGCAGGGGAUCAUGACGUUCUAGAGCUCUUCGCGGUGUGUCGCGAGGGCGUGGUGCACGUGGCGGCGUCCCACCUACUGCCGGACCAUGUCGCAGUGACCACAAGAAAUGGUUUUGUUGAGCUCAUUGACACCGCCACUGGUGAGUUUCGUCUCUUCCUGACAUAUCUCGAUCGAAUCCCUCUUGAUGCCUCGCUGCGAUGCUUCUCACUGGUGCCUAGCCUUUACGCGGCAUCGCCGCAGCAGCGCCAUCGACGCCAUCAACACCACCUCCUUUACUCUCUCUCCUACUCGAACGAGCUCCUGUUGGCGAACGUGGAGACGGCCGAGGUGCGCGUCUUUGCAACUUGUGGGAGCCGGCCAAGUGUGGUGCAGUGUGACGGGGACUACAUCGUCUGCGGUGAAGGGAACGGGCAGGUGGCGGUGUGGCGUGCGAGUGUUGAGGAGUGGGUCACCCGGCAUUCCGCUAGCUCCGCUGCAUCUGCCUCACCAUUGCCGCCUCUGUGGAGGACUUCCUUCUUUGACAGCACCGUCGUUUGUGCAAAUCUCCAUCGAGAUCAGCUCAUUUGUUGCUCGGCAGACUACCGCUGCGUCGUAGCGUGCGUGGAAGACGGGGUUGUGCGCGCCACCCUACCCCUCGAUCUGGACCAGGCGGUUGCUGUGUUUGCUCUCACGAAGCCACCGGCGACAUCGUUGCUGCACACAAGUCUAGCAGUGUGCCUCACCUCACGCAUCUCCGUCUUCACAUCGAUACCGCUCGGCGACACGGCUACCUCAGCGCAGUUUUCCCGGCCUUUGCCGACUUCAACGCACUCGGAGCGCUGGAUGCAUCAAGGGGACUGUGUUGUGGAACGAGAGGAGGUGGCGUGCGCUUCAUGCCUUGGGGGUUAUCUGGCAGCUGGCACUAUCUCUGGACUGGUGCUGCUGUACUCCUGCGACGCUGCCGAGUCACUGGUGAGGGAGCUAGUGCGCUUUAACGUCGGCUACGGCGUGAUAGGCAUGCAACUCUUCCCCAGCGGUACACUCCUUGUCGUCACAUCGGUCGGCGAUGUCUGGCGAUGGCCGCUGGGCGAUUUGCUGCGCAACACGAGCGCGAGCGGCACAGAAGGCGUGGGUGAUGAGCUGACCGAGGCGGAGCCGACGGCUGCUACACAGCAACCUCCGCUGCCGUUGGCUGCACCAGGGGUACCAGCGGCUUCGUCUCCGGUGAACAAUACUCUUCCUACUGAGCCGCGUGCGCCUGCCACCUCGUACGAAGUGAGCUACACGCAGGAGGGCGACAUAGAGGACCGCAGCCUCUCUGCCCACGGCACCUCAAUUCUGGUGCACACACAGCAGAGGGAGAGGGAGGCAACAGCAGAGGUAGAAGAAACCAUUAUCGCAGAAUCUGUCGACGCUGACGGCCUUGCAGUUGGUGCUAGCCGUGACGCUGAAGCGGAGGGAACUCCAUCUGUACAUCUCUCUACGGCAUCUGCGUCUGUUCGGACCUCAAGUGCUUCCCCCAAGGACGAUGCUGGCGAGGACCACCCGGACGAGCGCGGCAGCGACAGCACAGAGAUGGACCCCCACCGCACCGAACCAGCGACAGUUUCGUGCCUUCCGCCGCCGCCUCUGCCCGUGUCGUCGACGGUUUCAGAGAAGUCUAAGGAGAGGAGAGGCGUCGGCAGUGUAGUUCGCUGCGCCACCGAGUCGCAGCGGCCAACCCUCUACGACCCGGAACAGAGCACUGAAGGGCCAGAGGUGGUGAACGUGAGUGUGUCGUGCAGUGCUGCUGGAGAUUCGGCCGACCUGAGCCAUGAUGACCUGCACAUCGCUGUCUCACCGCCUUCCACUGCUGACACCACUACCCACCACGACGCAGCGUUGGAGGGCAGCGGCGCAGAGGGGCCGGAGGCGGCAGCGAAGGGGCCAGCCCCAGGUGCAGCAAGGGUGGCAGCCAAGGAGGGGGCGAUCAAUGACAAGCGCAUCCAGACUUUUCAGAGCAACAACGUCUACAUCCAGAACACCGCUGAUGUGAUGCAAGAUGCUGUGCACAGAAGCCCAGGUAUUGCAAGCAGAGAGGGAGCAGGUGUGAAGGCCUCUGUGGAUGACCUGGAGCUCGAGUUCACGCACACAUUGAAGCGACUGCUAGGGCCAGCUGUGGGCGUUGAAGGUCUCCGCAAGAACCGUCGUAUGAGUCCUCGCAAAGUAGCUGGCGUUCUUGCCAACCUCACAAACCAGCAGGCAGCCGCAGCUGGCGCCAAAGCGCUCUCCCACGAGACACCAUCGCACCCACGUGCGCUCGAGGGGUUGAACAGUACCAAGUUACUGGAGGAGAAGCGGGCGACGCUAGAGGCAGCUGCGUUCAACUUUGAGGGGUAUCGGCAGGCUCACCGCCUGGAGGUGGAUGCCUUAAAAUAUCGCCAUCCUCUGCAGGUCCCUACCUACACCCUGCAGGAUCGUGUCUUUGACACCGUUGAGUCUUCUAAACGUCUUUGCGACAAGGAGUCCGGGACCGAACGUGGAGCCGCAGGGAAUGCUGCCGCCGUUCUCUCCGCGGCACCACAGGAUGACCUACGCGACGUGACAUACGGGAAGGUGAAGUGGACCCUCGACCCUCGCAUCGCCGAAGAGCGUCGGCGCGGCGGGCCAGAGAUGGCGCAGCACCACUGCGAUGACUUGAUCUUCUCAACUCCCCACUCUGCGAAGGCCACGGUGCUGUUUGCCGAUGAGGCGCCCCUCAUGCCCAGCACGGCGUGGGAGGAGGUUCUCUUGCUGCCGCUGCCGCUUCCCUCCGCUCCCUCUGUUUUCUAA
Leishmania braziliensis MHOM/BR/75/M2904 is the source of this 2835-nucleotide messenger RNA. RefSeq names its product putative suppressive immunomodulating factor (gene TSIF). Gene Ontology annotation, biological process: DNA-templated DNA replication; rRNA processing. Bases 1 to 2835 code for a protein of 944 amino acids. The record is from RefSeq and is a predicted model, not a curated record. Gene Ontology annotation, cellular component: nuclear pre-replicative complex. The transcript has a single exon. Gene Ontology annotation, molecular function: protein binding. Lineage: Eukaryota; Euglenozoa; Kinetoplastea; Trypanosomatida; Trypanosomatidae.